Molecule: messenger RNA, 5661 nt
Organism: Menidia menidia (Atlantic silverside)
Lineage: Eukaryota; Metazoa; Chordata; Actinopteri; Atheriniformes; Atherinopsidae
Source: the annotation of a GenBank genome assembly
CAAGCUGUAGGCCCACCGCUAGCGGAGGCGUGGAGCCAACUGUGGCGCGCAAAGCGCUCCGCCAGCCCUGGCUCCCCCCAGCCCUGGCUCCCGCACAGGCUGCCGGGGGGGGAGAGACUCAGCCGGGGGCUCACAAAAACCGCCUGCCUCCGCGGAGGUGGAGAAGCAGCCAAAACAGCCUCCGACAGCCUCCUGCAGCUCUCUGCAGGCGGACCCAGCGCUGCGUCCUCCGCGCUUCCUGGCGUUUUUUUUUCUGCGUCCCGCAGUCCCCGUCGAAAACCGACUGGCUGCUGGACUGCAGCGACUUUUCCCACCCCUUAACAGCCCCCACCAAUGCCCGGGUGUCUCCUUGCAAGCUCAGGCAUGCAGUCCCGACGGUCUCUCCGGGCCAAAAUGUAACUGGAACUGUUUGAGGGAAUCGCAGUGUGCGUGAUGGAGACUUCCGGGAGUGAUGCUGCGGUCACAGACGCGGGGAGAGCGGAGGACAGAGACGGGUACUACGAGCCGGAACAUCUCCCGCCGCUGCUGGAGGAUGAGGAGAACGUGUCCCUGGCCGACAUCCUGUCUUUGCGGGACAGCUGCCUGUGUGAGGAGGAGGUGUGGGCGGUGUGCGCCCAGUGCGCCGUGGCCCUCCAGAGCAUCCGGCCGUCCCACCUCUUCCACACCCUGUGCAUCACGCCGGACACUCUGGCCUUCAACGCUCACGGGAACGUGUGCUUCAUGGAGCAGCUGAGCGAUGAUCCGGAGGGCUCCUUCGUGCCUCCUGAGUUUGACAACACGGGCAGCACGUUUGAGGGCCAUAUUUACUCUCUGGGCUCCACUCUCUCUGCCGCACUGAACUUUGUCAUCGAGCCAGAGCUCCAGGCGGAUCUGGGGGAAGAGGUGCAGAAGCUGCUGGAGCAGAUGCAGGAAGAAAAGCCUGAGGACAGGCCGCUGCUGAAGGACAUCCUGUCGCUGGCUGAGGAGCGGCUGUCCCACGCCUCCUCUGCAGCCGUGUGCCGAAAACUGUCCGCGAUCGGCCGACGCGUGCUCUCCAUUGAAUCGGUUUCAAACUUUCAAGAUGGACCGGAAGGCUCAUGGGAGGCAAGGUGGCAGCAUUCCAAACCCAGAUGUCUUCUGAAAAGACUGAGCUCAGACGAUAAGACCAGAGACUUAUCUGACAGUUCUGUGACAAACAGUUUGUCUAGACUGCAGGUGUGUGGGGGAUGGGAUUCCUCUCUCUGGGCUGAGGACAUGGAUGACAGCGAAGGAGACGGCCUGGUUUUGAUGGACGAGAUGGACUGCCGGUCUCACAACAGCUCCCCGGUGAGGAGGAGGGCCCAGCAGAGGCUGAUCCGAGCCAGAGGAGCUCUCAACCGCUCCUGCUCGGUCCCAGACUCCAACAACCCCCCAUAUCCGUCCACCCCGCCGCCUCACGGAGACAUCAGCGUUCCCGUCUCCGACCUGACCGAGAUAGGGGCCGACGAGCGCUCCGGCCGCAGCUCUGUGUGGAGCAAACGGCUCCAGACGCUGAACCGGGUCCAGUCAUGUGACCCACGCUGCGGCGCCGAGGGCAGCAAGGAGGAGGCUUUAAGGGACGAAGACGUGGGAGCUUGCCUCAGAGAAACCGAUGCCCGGGAGUACUGUGAAGGGAGCAUCCGGGACCUGGAAAUGGAGCGGGACUCUCCGAAGGACCGGAGCACGCUGAACCACAGCCUCUACGUUCCCAAUAACUACAUGACCAAAAGCAUGCUGUGCCUGAAUGAAGAAUCUCAAGAUGAGUGGAUAUCACUACGGGAGCUACUGACUCGCUGUGGACGGAGGCUGACCGUUAAUGAGCUGUGGGCCCUGUGCCACACCUGUCUGUCAUCUCUGCAAACGUACAUCGACUUUCCAGCUUAUUUAUGCCUGGACACAAUGUACAUGAGCUGUGAGGGAGAUGUGCUUUUUCUGAAACCUAAAAACAUAGGUUCCCAGGAUGAGUUUUACAUUGCUCCGGAGUAUCAAGAGCAUGGGAUCGUAACCGAGAAGGUGUGCGUUUAUGGGGUCGCCGCCAUUUUGUGGGCCACCGCCAAGUUCAGCUUAGCGCCUCACCAAAAGCUGGCCAUGCCUCGCAAACUAAAGAGGCUGCUCCUGGAGAUGGCUAAGAGGACACCCAUGGAGAGGCCUACCAUCGUUAUGGCUAAAAAAAGCUGCCGUGACAACUUAUCCCGUCAGGGGACGAAUGCGGAGACGGUUUGGGGCAGCCUCAUCAGCCGAGUUCACCCGCCGGCCUCGAAACCCGACGACGCAGAAGACUCGAGCGCCGCCGAAACUGGCCGGUGCUCGUCCGAAGAGCCUGCAGUUAACAGUGGCUUUGUUGCCAUGGCCACUGAGAGCCGAUUAGCUCCUGUGCCUGGCCCUGUCCCCCACAGCUAUCCAGUCAGGACGGAACUCCGGCUCCCAGAGGCCUUCACUUCCAGCGCCACACACUUCACCCCCAUCAUCCUGACCACUGAGGGGGACGUAGAGGAGGAGAGCCGGAAUCUGGAGGCUGCCGCUGAAGGGACUGCGGAUGGAUUCACAAAAAGCAGUGAGGACGUCGUGGAAAACCACCUUGAUUUCCCCGCGCCUUCCAAGAGCCCAAGUCCGGCUCAGCAUGGCCUACAAACGCAAGAUCCAUCCCGCUGUCGGGCGCUCGUAAGCCCCUGCGGACUCGUGGCCUCUCCCUCGGAAUGCUCAGAGGUCUCUCUUCCUCUGCCACCACCCGCUGACCUCGGCGGUUGCGGGAUUUUCAACAACUACCUGUUUCGGCAGGAUCCCGCUACGGGACACCUCUCCUUGGUGCCCGUGCAGGUCAGGGCCCCCGAGUCUCUGCUCGGGCUGGACAUCGAUCUCUCUUUGGCCCCGCGGCCUUUGCGGGAGCUGGUGACGCUCCCGGAGGGAAAGUGCGGCCUGCUCGUCCACUGUCUGGACGCGCCCCCGACGGCCGGAGUCCAGAAAUGCGACGCGCCGUCGGAUAAUUUCGGCGGAAGCUCGAUCCUUUUUGACAGCUCCCCGGAGCACAGAGAGCCCAGCGCACAAACAAAUCCACAAACACGAGGCGGGAGCAAGUCCACCCCUCCCAAAGUCCACCCUGCCCUACAGGAGGUGAUUGACCUGCUCAAAGGAGAGUUUCCAGUCAGUGGACAUUUAGACAAUAGGCACGGGGACAUUGCCAUGGGGGAGUACAUCUUCUCUUUGAAGCACCUCCAGUACCAGGCCUUUGCCAGCAUCGUGAGGGAGAAAUUCAGCGACCUGUACUGGGAAGAGGACUUGCUGGGUGUGCUGCACUGCCUGGUAAACUACAGCCCCUCCGCACUCGGCCUUAAUGAGCAGGCUUCAUCAAAGGCGGCGAAAAGGGCGGCGCUCCCCCCGCCCUUUGCAGCCAGCCUCGGCAGAGGGAAGGGACGAGUUUGCCUCGACCUGAAUGGAAACAUUCGCACGAGCGGCCCCGUCGCGGCGGACUCUCGGGAAGGAGCCCAGGCCCGCUCCCGCCCCGGGGGGAAGGAGGCUCUGGGACCAGAGCAAAGCGGGCGCCCUCCACGUCAAGGUGCGAAGGCUUGCAGUCGGGACUCCGGGGCCAUGGAGGGAGGGGACCAUUCAGCGGGGGGCAGCGAUGAAAGCCCCUCUGAAGCCCACUUCCUGUCGGGGAGAGACCAGCAGAUGAGCCCGGACUGUCGCCCGGACGACAUGGAGGACGGCGACUGGUCGGCGCCGGAGCGCCUCCUCCCGCCCGGAGGCCUGGGCCCCGGCCCCGGCUGGGCCCUGGCCUUCUUCGGGGAGGACUGCUUCGGCCCGGAGGUGACCGACUACGCCCUGAACCUGGGGAAACACAUGGGGUCGGCCAGUCUGGAGGCGAAAGCACAGGAACUGCAGCAGCAGCUGCUCAUCGAGACCAGGAACCUGAAGAAGACCAGGAACUUCUACCAGAGGCUGCUCCAGCAGGAGAGGAAAAGCAAAGGGUCGGAGGGCAAGCUGAUGCUCUCCAAGCUGAGGUCCCAGCUGGAGGAGCUCAGAUCCAGGGUGCUCUUCCUGGACUGCGUGAGGAAGUACCUCGAGAUCCUGAGCGUUGACCAGUGGGGGUUGGAGGUCUCGCUGCUGCCCUCCCUGGCCGCGUGCGGACCUGACUCGUUGGAUCUCCAGUCCUCGGAGGACCCCUCGGUUCUGAGCUUCGGCACCAGCAAAGGGAAGGUGGCCCUGCAGGCCGGGUCUCCUCUGGGCCUCAUGGCUCACCUUUACGCCAGGCACGCUGCUGCGGGGGGCUACAUCCAGCAGUUUCUGUACACGUACCGUUUCUUCUGCACGCCGGAGCAGCUCCUGCACUUCCUCAUGGGGAAAUUCAGCAGCGCCGCCAGGGAGGGCCCCGGCAUGUCGGGCGACAGCGAAAGGGUCUUCCAUCGCAGCUUGGACCUGCUUCGGCUCUGGAUAGUCGAGUGCAAACCGGUGGAUUUCACCCCGAACCCCAGCCUCGUGGAUUCGUUAGAGAGGUUUCUUAAUGCCGAGGUGAUUCCUGUAGACGGGCGGGGGGAGGCCCUCCUCGCCGCCCUCCGCGGGCGCCAAAGCGCGGCGGCGCUGAGCCGGUCGAGGGGCAGCCUGCUCAGCUUCGACGAAGACGAGGAGUCUCUCUGUUUGCGUUCGUCCUCAGAGGAUCUCAGCAGGAAGUGGAGGAUCUCGCGGAUGGUGGAGCCCUCCGCCUCCGCGUCCAAAGACAAGGCCUUCUCCAUCGCCGCCGCCCUGCCCGUGCACUGCUACGACCUCGCCAACAUCUGCCCGCAGAGCAACGAGCAGCUCCCGUUCGGCCAGACGGACUUCGCCGCGCAGCACGUGGCCCAGCAGCUCACCCUCCUGCAGCAGGAAAUAUUCCAAGGAUGCCACCCGGUUCAUUUCCUCAACUCCAGAAUACAAGGAGUGAGAGAUAAUGCCCUGAGUUUGAACAAGAAUGUGUCUCAGCACAUCCCUCCAGCAGAGACGGGCGGUGUGCUGGUCCAGGAGGGGACCCCUCCAGACAGCCGCCUGCAGCGGCUGCUCUCCUACGCCGACGCCGUCGCCAACUGGAUCUCCACCGAAAUAAUCCUCUGUGACUCCGUCAAGACCCAAGUUGCCUUGCUGACCAAGUACCUGUGGGUAGGAAAACACUGCUACGAGUCGAGAAACUUUGCCACAGCCAUGCAGCUCCUCGGAGGUCUGGAGAAUGUGAUUGUCAGGCAAUUACCAGCUUGGAAACAUCUGGCUUCCAAGGUGUGCGAGAUCCUGGAAGAGCUCCGAGCCGUGCAGGUUUUCCUGAAGAGCGACGAUCUGUGUCUGAUGGGAGGGGAACAGGCGAGGAAGAGGCCCACGCUGCCCCCGGCGCACAUCUUGGCCAUGCACGUUCAGCAGCUGGAGAUCGGCGCGUUCACUCUCACCUCCGGGGCCUACAAGUGGAACAAACUCAGAAACAUCGCCAAGGUGGUGAGCCAGGUCCAGGCCUUCCAGGAGGCCGUGUACUCCUACGGCCCGGACCGCGACCUGCAGGCCUACCUGCGCCAGCGCAUGGCCUGGCUGGCCGCCUCCGACGUCCAGCUGGCGGCCGGCGGCGGCGAGGCCGGCCUCCAGCAGUCCUGCGAGCGCCAGACGCGGCGGAUCCAGGACCGGCUGCGGCGGGUGAAGGCCACCUUCCAGUGA